UUCCUACCUCUCACUCAACCAUCAUACCCUACUGAAAGAUGCAGCAUUUUCAGUAGGUGGCUCCUUCGAUCGAUGUCUUUUCUGUCCUCUUCUCUACUUCACGGUCGGCCGGCAGAAAUGAAAAAGGGCUUAUAGCUAGCUUAGCUAGGAGUAGAUAAGAUCUCACUCACAGGGCUAGUAUAGCUAGCUGUUCGUUUCCUGACCUUCCGUAUAUGACCUCCAGCGAUGUUUCCAUUUCUGUUAGCUUGUGUGAUGACUAGUGUGCGUUUCCGACAAGCGAAUAAUUCGGAGGGGUGGCAAUAAUUGGCCGCCUGGACCUUUCGCUUUUAAGCUUAUCUCCCCAUAUGGAACAACUAUUCCGGCUAAGGCCUGACUAUUUGGGGUACAUGCAUUCCCGACCGGCCAUGACCCUGGUACAUUCUAUUUAUGGAACAGUUCUACAGACCAAAUCCAUUUUUCUUGUAUUUGAUAGCAUGGACAAAAUUCUCGAACGAUAUCAGAGGUGUUCGCUGUCUGAAGGAGGUGUGAUUGAAGAUUACUCUGAGCUUGAGGGGAGUACGAACUCUGACCACAUUCUGCUGAGGUCUCAGGUUGAAGCUCUACGAAAAAGUGAAAGGAAUCUUAUGGGAGAGCAACUGGGCUCCCUAACACAGAGGGGAGUCCAGCAGCUUGAGCAGCAGAUUGGUGAUGCCCUCAGGAGCAUCAGACUCAGAAGGGACUUCCUCUUGGCCAACUCGAUCAGGGAGCUCCGAAACAAGGAACGGUUGCUGAUGGAGCAAAAUAAAAUUCUGCAGAGGAAAAAGGCUGAACUGCUGCAGGCAUCCAUGCACAAGAACUGCACAUCUGCUUUCUGCAAUGCUGCAGCUGCCUCACUUCCAAACCUCAACAUCUCCAAUCGAUUAAACAGCAUCGAGGACGGCAACUCCGACAACGAGCCAGCUGGAUCGGUGAUGGCGUCGGUCGAUUGAGCAGGCGGCGGUGGCACCUUUCCCGUGGUGGAUGUUCCGGGGCGCCAUCUGAACGGCUAGAAGACGACUGAAUGCUUGCACCGCAGAAAAUUCAGAUGUUCUUCCUUGAUUUUCCUUGCAUCCCUUUGAACCCCUAGCGAUGAUGGAGACCUCUAGUUUCUAGCUGCUACUUUGGUGCCAUAAUUUAUCUGCUGUUUUGGAUUUCUGCGGUAUCUGCUGGCUGGUUUGAUAUAAUGGAAACCUUGUCUUUCAUGUGGUGCCAGUUCAUGUAGUUAUUUCUUCUUUGAUUUAUUUUAGAGAACUACACCCCUGCUUCUUUGA
This is a messenger RNA of Brachypodium distachyon (stiff brome), 1289 nucleotides long. RefSeq names its product MADS-box transcription factor 20-like. The transcript has 8 exons. The coding region runs from base 345 to 968 and encodes 207 amino acids. The record is from RefSeq and is a predicted model, not a curated record. Gene Ontology annotation, cellular component: nucleus. NCBI's taxonomy places the organism in Eukaryota, Viridiplantae, Streptophyta, Magnoliopsida, Poales, Poaceae. Gene Ontology annotation, molecular function: DNA-binding transcription factor activity, RNA polymerase II-specific; protein dimerization activity; RNA polymerase II cis-regulatory region sequence-specific DNA binding. Gene Ontology annotation, biological process: positive regulation of transcription by RNA polymerase II.